Molecule: messenger RNA, 1713 nt
Organism: Aspergillus ibericus CBS 121593
Lineage: Eukaryota; Fungi; Ascomycota; Eurotiomycetes; Eurotiales; Aspergillaceae
Exons: 1
Coding region: 129-1538 (469 amino acids)
Source: RefSeq, a predicted model, not a curated record
GGGUGAUUUAGUUCUAGUACUCCGUACUCCGUACCGUCCAGGACUUCAGCUGGCUCUGAAUUCGCCGGGCUCUCGGACAUGGCUCACGACACUCGAUCAAGCAGUCCAAUUCAAUAGACUCGCCGGACAUGCUCACGCCCAUCCGGGUGCGCGGCCGCAGGAGAAAGCAUCCCGAUGAUGGAGCGCCAACGCCAACGUCCACGCCCGCGCCCAGCGGACCCAAGGGUGGACGACCCUUCUUGUCCCAUCAGGCGAAGCUCAACUCAUCUCAGGCAAGAAGCCACAAGCGAGCCCGUCUACUCAUCGCCAAACCGACCCAGCCACGGAAGUCGAUCCUGGAAUCGCUUCCCGUCGAGCUGAUCGAAAAGAUCUUUCUGUACUCACAAAACGUGAACUUUGCUCGCUGCUCCUCCUCCCUGGCCGCAGCAGUCUCAAGCGAGCGGAUAUUCCGGGCCCUGAUCCUGCUCGCGUUCUGGGAUGACUCCGCCAUGCCAGCCGGUACAACCCGCGCCUCCGAGGCCGCAAUCUCCAGGAUUCUCCGACCAGUGGAAUACAUUCCGAUCAGCCAUGCGGAGCGGCGAAAUCUCCAGGACAGCAUCCUUCGCUGCAAAUGGUGUACCGUUCAACGGCUUCUGGCGCAGCUCCCUGAUCUAAUGAACCUCACCCUCCAACGCCACUGGUUCGGCGCAGGGAUGACCAUGUCCGCGGUCGAAGAGGAAUCCUUGACCCAAUUUCUCGCCCAGAAGGGAGACGCCCGCGUUUUUACAGGCACCGACGCCAACACAAAUCCCUCUACUCUUGCCAUCAACCCCCUCGUGUCAAUAACCGUUACCCACCACGAAACGGAUCAAUCCACCACCUAUCCCGUCCUCGGCGUUCUCCUCAUCCCCGACAAACUCUUUCACGGCCUCUUCUGUCCCGAUCAGGUUCACUACCUGGAAACCCUCCGCAUAGCCAGCGGGUGGAACCGGCCGGACCUCAUCAAACCCACCGUCGCUGUCUCCCGCGAGUACCUGCAAAACGGAAUCCACGCUGCCCUCGUGCAGAACAACGCCGAAGCCCUAGCCACCCUCCUCAAGAUCGACGAAUACCAUUUCCGCAGUGAGAUCCAAUCUCUGCAGCCCACCGGCGGCGUGCCGUACACCGUCCCCGCGGAACAUUUCCGGACCGCCGUCCGAGUGGGCCGGCACGAUGCGACCUUGUUCCAGCUCCUCCUGCGUGCCAGUGCCGAGUCGGUCCCGGCGGAUGAUUCGGAAAUUACGGGGUGGGCUGUAGCGUUGGACAAUGCGUUUGGGGGCUGGUUAUUAGAGCUUAUGUUACGACUACCGCAGCAGAUUGAGGCCGCACGUGCCAACCCGGCCGAGGACGCGCUGUUCUAUCUCGGGCAAGCCAACGGGCAGAAAGAGCUGGGACGACGAUAUUUGAGGGAGGUGUUGGGGGUCGAGGCGUUGGGGUGUUGGAUGGGGGAGUCAGUGUUUGAUGUGUCGGGCCAAUGGAAGGUGGUGGCGGAGGGCAGCUCUGCUACUAGGAAUCCAUAGUAUCUUUUGAGGGAAGAAAAACAAAUAGUAGGGCACCGUACGAUGCAGUGGAGUACUACGGAGUGCUGUGACACCGUCCGGGUUACCUGUCCAACCACCCGGUGCCCAAAUAGUGGACCACAUGAUAGUCACCUAUCAUAUAACAACAUCAACAUCACCCCUGACUAUCUCUCUG